UUGUUGAACGAAAGGAAACAAACGCUCCAGCUGAAGUCACGUUGGCUGCUGCGGCUGUGGGCACCGAGGACCUGGGGCAGAGGAUAAUAAACCAAAGAAUGGCAGAAGAGAAAAAACACUGGGUCGAAGAGUUAUUUCCCCCCCAUUUCAGUGCAGAUGAUUUCCUUUAUCAGACUUUUGAACCAGAAACACUGACGUCUGAAAAAUUUGCAGAGAGGAGAGCGAAGACUUUGCAAAAUAUAUACCAGAAUGCAUUGCAGAAAACUCAGCAAGAGGAAGAGGAGAGAAGACGCGAGCUCUUAUCUAAACGCAUAGUUCGAGCGUACGAUCUGCAUGUUACGGAGACUAAACCCGAACAGUCCAACGCCAACCAACAUGAGACGUGUCGUGUGUGUGGGGGGGUAAACACUAGCCCCCCCAGGUCUGCGGAAAGUAAUGGGAUUUGGAGUAGUGUGGAAUUAAAUGUUUUACGGCAAGAAAUCAAUAGAAGUCAGUCCGAAGAAGCUCGCUUAAAACUUAAGUUUGACGCUUACAUGAAUGAGAUGUCUGAGCUGAAAGCCAAAUACUCCAAGACUCUGGAAGAGCUUGAGGCUGCGAAAGAGGCCUUAUCCAUCUCAAAAAGAGAAAACGAAUGCCGAAAAACGCAAAUAAAACAGUUCGAGAAAGACUUGCCAAGAAAGGAGGCGACUAUUCAGGAUCUGAGGAAAGAUCUGCAUGGAAAGUGUGUGCAGGUCAGCAGCCUUAAUAAACUUCUGGCUAAAGCCAGGGAGGACGUUCAGGAGUUACAGCUCAAAAAUAAAGACUUCCAGCAAGAAAUGAACACCUUGAAACAGCAGCAGGAACUUAAAAAUGCAAUUUCAACAGAGAAAUUAAAAUUGAAGUAUAAUGUAGAAAUAAAUAAACUGCAGAAGCAAAUUGAGAUUCUUAAGGAAGAAUUGACGUGUAAAAGUGCACAACAUGCAAGAGACCUUAUUGCAUUGGAUUUACUAAGGAAACAUUUUUCUUCUUUGUCUGUAAAUAACAGACCUCAGUUUACACAACUAGAUAUACCCCCCACCAAUAACCGCUAG
Messenger RNA from Spea bombifrons (plains spadefoot toad), 1070 nucleotides. It is a transcript of the gene CCDC160, whose product is annotated as coiled-coil domain containing 160. Bases 99 to 1070 code for a protein of 323 amino acids. The transcript has 2 exons. NCBI's taxonomy places the organism in Eukaryota, Metazoa, Chordata, Amphibia, Anura, Pelobatidae. The record is from RefSeq and is a predicted model, not a curated record.